ACACACACAUCUUAAACGUCUAACGAGUAAAUUUGUUAAUUAACUUGCGACAUGACACUUCAGAAAUUUUAUUUAAAAAAUUAAAAAUCUGUUUGAUAUACCUUCGGAAAUUGCAUUCGCACGAUUGCAAUUUCAGUAACUGUAAACGUAUUAAAUAAACUGAGACAGAUUUUGUUUGUAUUGUUCAAGCUUCUAUUGAGCUAUGAAGCGUAAAUCUAUUGUGACGAAGACUGAAGAAGUUGAAGUUGUCGAACCUAUCACGCCAUCACGACAAUCUGCGCGACUCAGGAAUAAAAAACUUGGUAAAACGAAAACUCCGUCGCCAUCGCCCAAAGCGGUCAAAACAAGGAAAUCAUUAUCUUCUGUCAAUAAAAGUGGAAACGAUGCACCAGGAAGAAGUCCCAAGGUCAUUGAAGUCGAGAAGAAAAUGAUUAAGGGUGUGAAUAGCACAGUGAUUGAAAAGGAUGAGGAAAAUGAAGAAGGUUCUAUAGAUUCUGAAGAAGAUUUUGACAUGAGCGAUGAGGAUGACGAUGAGGAGUUAGAAGUAGAAAAGGAGUCCGGGAAAGAGAAUGCUGUAAGUGUUAAUAGCUCAGAUGAUGACGAGGAGGAGGAUGAUGUGGACGAAGAUGACGAGCAAGAUGAUCAUGAGGAAGAGGAUGUGGAAGACUCCGAAGAUUCAUCGUCAGACGACGAUGAUGAAGCUGAAGAAAAAACACCAAAUUUUGAUUUCAGUGGGGUUGAGGCAGAGUUGGAACAUAUUUCUGAAAAUAGCUCGGAAUCUCCUCAUCCAAAACCAAAUCCUCUAAUUAAAUUAAGCAACGGAAACGACGAUGAGUACGAUUUCGAUUCAUCUGACGAAGAAGACUUGCGCAACACUGUUGGCAAUGUUCCUUUGAAUUGGUACGACGAGUAUCCUCACAUUGGUUAUGAUUUGGAUGGAAGGAAGUUGAUUAAACCCAAACUGGGAGAUAAGCUGGACGAUUUUCUACGUCGCAUGGAAGACCCAGAUUUUUGGCGUACAGUAAAAGAUAAGCAGACGGGUCAGAAUGUAGUACUUUCGGAUGCUGAUUUUGAACUGAUUCAACGCCUCCAGUCUGGAAAAAUUCCAGACGUGCACUAUAAUGCAUUUGAACCUUGGAUUGAGUGGUUUUCGUCGAGUGUGAUGGAGACGCCAUUGCGAAAUAUGCCCCCAUCGAAGACGUCAUUUCUCCCAUCUAAAAUCGACAAGAUGAAAAUUUCCAAAAUGGUGCACGCGAUAAAAAUGGGGUGGAUGAAGCCUAAACCCAAAAAGUCUGAUGAACCACAGUUUUACAUGUUAUGGGAUUCAGACGAUAAGGCUGAUGAGAUGAGAAGGAUUCAUGCACACAUCCCAGCUCCCAAGAUAAAGCUUCCUACAAAUGCGGAAUCGUAUAAUCCUCCGGCCGAAUAUUUGUUUGAUGAGCAAGAGAUGAAGGAUUGGGAGAAAAGGUCAGACGAACCUUGGAAGAGGAAAUACAACUUUAUUCCUCAAAAACAUAAGCGACUUCUUGACGUUCCAGCAUAUGAUAAUUUUAUCAAGGAGCGUUUCGAGCGAUGUCUCGAUUUGUAUUUGUGUCCACGUGCAAAAAAGAUGCGACUUACUAUCAAAGCAGAGGAUUUGGUGCCACAGUUGCCAAACCCGAAGGAUUUGCAACCUUUUCCAACCAUAUGUUCUAUGGUGUUCAAGGGACACACUAACAUGGUUCGUUCGCUUAGUUUGGAACCAGGGGGUCAGUUUUUGGCAUCAGGGUCAGAAGAUGGAACUGUCAAGAUUUGGGAGAUCGCUACAGGGCGUUGCCUCAAAACUUUUGAAUUUGGGGAAUCUUGUGUUGUUCGAAGUGUUGAGUGGUGUCCAAAUAAGUCCUUGUGUCUUCUCGCUGUUGCUGCUGAAUCAGACUUGUUCCUCAUCAAUCCUGGAGUAGGAGACAAACUUGUCGUUAAAAAAACGGAUGCCUUACUCCAAGACGGUGUAGAGCAAGGGGAUUAUAAAGCAAAUGAGAAAGUUGCCAAUGCCGUAACAUGGGAACCAGUCGCCACAGAUGAUUCUAAGUGGGCUAAAGGCACGCGUAUCAUCAUUCGACACUUUAAGCGCAUUCAUCAGGUCACUUGGCAUGGGAAAGGGGACUACUUUUCUACUGUGAUGCAAGAAGGUCAAAACAAGUCUGUACUGAUCCAUCAACUCUCUUCGCGGAGGUCCCAACUGCCUCUCAACCGAUCCAAGGGACUUAUUCAGUGUGUGCUGUUCCACCCCAUCCGACCAUACUUUUUCAUUGCAACUCAACGCCACGUGCGAAUUUACAACUUGGUACAACAAGAAAUGGUGAAAAAGUUAAUGACUGGAGCAAAAUGGAUUUCAAGUAUUGCUAUUCAUCCAGGUGGAGACAAUGUCCUCGUAGGGACCUACGACAAGAAAGUCAUGUGGUUUGACCUAGAUUUGAGUACGAAGCCCUAUCAGACGAUGAGGUUUCAUGGAAAUGCUAUUCGGAGUGUAGCCUAUCACAAGAGAUAUCCGUUGUUUGCUUCAGGAGGAGACGACUGUAGCCUUAUCAUUUCUCAUGGAAUGGUGUACAACGAUCUCCUUCAAAACCCACUAAUCGUUCCCGUCAAGAAACUUCGUGGUCACGAAAAAUUUAGCGACUUUGGAAUCCUAUCCGUCAUUUUUCACAACAUGCAGCCAUGGGUUUUAUCUUCUGGAGCUGACAAAACCAUUCGUCUAUUUACAUAACAAUAAUUAUGCAUAUAUUGUAUCUGUUUACUUUACAGUGUAAGUUAUGUAAAUUAGGAAAGAAUAUUAAAUCAACCGAUCGAUAAAAGAUA
Molecule: messenger RNA, 2835 nt
Organism: Folsomia candida
Lineage: Eukaryota; Metazoa; Arthropoda; Collembola; Entomobryomorpha; Isotomidae
Product: ribosome biogenesis protein BOP1 homolog
Exons: 13
Coding region: 203-2743 (846 amino acids)
Biological process (GO): ribosome biogenesis; maturation of LSU-rRNA from tricistronic rRNA transcript (SSU-rRNA, 5.8S rRNA, LSU-rRNA)
Cellular component (GO): preribosome, large subunit precursor; PeBoW complex
Molecular function (GO): protein binding; ribonucleoprotein complex binding
Source: RefSeq, a predicted model, not a curated record